UCCCUUGCGGCGAACCCACCCCCGGCAGCCUCCUCCCGCCUUGUUUGGAGCGAGUGGUAUAGUAGCAGAUUCCCCCUCCUCUCUCGUUCCCCCGUCCCGGCUUUCGCCCCGCCGCCUGCGCCGAUCUCCAGCGAGGAGCAGGGGCGCCGUCGUCCUGCAUCCUCUCCGGUUUGGGUUCCAUAGGUGUAUAUACGAAUACGGCUUCCACCUAUCAUCGUUAUGUUCUCACUGCGCAAUGCGUAGAAGCUGCUCUCGCAAGACUCCUCCGGCUCCUCUACUUGUACCAGUAUACUAGACGAUGGCCAAACUUCCAGUAGUUAGUCGCAGUGCAACUAGGAAACCCAACGAAAGCAUGAGGCUUCUCGUAGUAACAAUUAUUGGGGUGGUGUUAGGUUUCUUUAUUGGAAUUUCAUUCCCAACUGUUAGUAUAACAAAGCUUCACUUCCCAUCUAGUAUUGUUUCAUACAUUGAAGACAAGAACUCAGCAUUGACAGCUCAAGCCAUACUAAAUCAUGCUUGGACUACUGCUAGGAAUACAAAGGGAAAUGAUACUGAAUCAAGUUCGGACACUGCCAUGAAGAUUUAUGUGCCAACAAACCCCAGAGGUGCAGAGAGACUAGCACCUGGUAUUGUUGUACCAGAGUCCGAUUUUCAUCCACGCAGGUUAUGGGGAAACCCAGAUGAGGAUCUACCCUUCAAGCCGAAGUACCUUGUUACUUUCACUGUUGGAAUUUCACAGAAAGAGAACAUAAACAGGGCAGUCAAGAAGUUUUCCGAUAAUUUUGCUAUCCUGUUAUUUCACUAUGAUGGUCGGGUGAGUGAAUGGGAUGAAUUUGAGUGGUCAAAGAGAGCUAUACAUAUAAGUGUUCGGAGACAAGCGAAAUGGUGGUAUGCCAAAAGAUUCUUACACCCUGAUAUCGUGGCACCUUAUGAGUAUAUAUUUAUCUGGGAUGAGGAUCUUGGAGUGGAGCAUUUCAACGCAGAGGAGUACAUGAAACUUGUCAAGAAGCAUCAACUAGAAAUCUCACAGCCUGGUUUAGAGCCAGAUCGGGGAUUGACAUGGCAGAUGACCAAAAGAAGAGGAGAUCGCCAGGUUCACAAGGAUACAGAGGAGAGACCAGGCUGGUGCAAUGAUCCUCAUCUUCCACCUUGUGCUGCCUUUGUUGAAAUAAUGGCCCCGGUCUUCUCCAGAGAUGCGUGGAGAUGUGUGUGGCAUAUGAUUCAGAAUGACUUGGUUCAUGGAUGGGGUCUUGAUUUUGCUCUCAGAAAAUGUGUAGAUCCUGCACAUGAGAAAAUAGGUGUUGUUGAUUCCCAAUGGAUUGUACAUCAAGUGGUUCCUUCUCUUGGGAACCAGGGGCAGUCAGAGCACGGAAGGGCGCCAUGGGAAGGGGUAAGAGAGCGUUGCCGGAAAGAAUGGGGAAUAUUCCAGACGAGAAUGGCGGAGGCUGAGAAGUCAUAUUACGAGAUGAUGGGUGUUCCCCCGCCAAACGUAACAUUUGUCCACUAGGCUAUAAUACCUUACCUGCUGUUAAUCCGCUCACCUAUUUUUUAGCCCCAAUACAAUAGUAGCACUUGUGUAGAGAGCUAAGCUAGAUAUGAUGGUGAUAUUCAUGAUACGUGUAGAGCGUACUGAGACGUCAUAUCUAUCUAUUAAUUCAAUUUUUUUCUGCUUGAUC
Messenger RNA from Oryza brachyantha (malo sina), 1676 nucleotides. RefSeq lists its product as uncharacterized. NCBI's taxonomy places the organism in Eukaryota, Viridiplantae, Streptophyta, Magnoliopsida, Poales, Poaceae. The record is from RefSeq and is a predicted model, not a curated record. Bases 299 to 1507 code for a protein of 402 amino acids. The transcript is spliced from 15 exons.